Molecule: messenger RNA, 7159 nt
Organism: Vombatus ursinus (common wombat)
Lineage: Eukaryota; Metazoa; Chordata; Mammalia; Diprotodontia; Vombatidae
Gene: INTS1
Product: integrator complex subunit 1
Exons: 46
Coding region: 39-6704 (2221 amino acids)
Biological process (GO): U2 snRNA 3'-end processing
Cellular component (GO): integrator complex
Source: RefSeq, a predicted model, not a curated record
GCGACCCCGCGGCCCCCGGGAACGCCAAACUGGGCAAGAUGAACCGAGCGAAGCCGACCACGGUCCGCAGGCCCAGCGCCGUGGCCAAGCCUUCUGGGCACCCUCCACCAGGGGAUUUCAUUGCAUUGGGUUCGAAAGGCCAGGCCAGUGAGUCAAAAGCGACGGUUGCAUUGCUGAAGCCAGCUCCCUCAGGUUUACCCUCUGAAAGAAAGCGAGAUGCUGCAUCUGCUUUAUCUGGAGCCUCAGCCCUGACUGGCCUCACAAAACGUCCCAAGCUUUCCUCUACUCCUCCACUCAGUGCCCUGGGGCGCCUGGCUGAGGCAGCUGUGGCAGAGAAACGAGCCAUUUCCCCUUCUAUCAAGGAACCAUCUGUGGUACCAAUUGAAGUUCUGCCCACAGUCUUGCUGGAUGAGAUUGAAGCUUCAGAGUCAGAGGGAAAUGACGACAGAAUUGAAGGGGUACUGUGUGGAGCCGUGAAGCAACUUAAGAUGACCCGAGCCAAACCAGACACCACACUGUACUUGAGCCUGAUGUACUUGGCAAAAAUCAAGCCCAACAUAUUUGCCACAGAGGGAGUUAUUGAGGCGUUAUGUAGCCUUCUUCGCCGGGAUGCCUCCAUUAACUUCAAAGCCAAAGGAAACAGCCUGGUUAGUGUGUUAGCUUGUAACUUACUCAUGGCUGCAUAUGAAGAGGAUGAAAACUGGCCUGAGAUCUUUGUCAAGGUUUACAUUGAAGAUUCCCUCGGGGAACGGAUCUGGGUGGACAGCCCUCACUGCAAGACAUUUGUUGACAAUAUCCAGACAGCAUUUAAUACCAAGAUGCCUCCUAAAAGCAUGUUGUUACAAGGAGAGAUGGGGCGCAGUGGAGGAGACCUCAGUGCUGGGAACAGUCCUCAUCCUUCCUUUACUGAGGAAGAAGACAGUCAGACUGAACUGCUGAUUGCAGAGGAGAAGCUGAGCCCAGAGCAAGAGGGACAGCUCAUGCCCAGAUAUGAGGACCUUGCUGAGAGUGUAGAAGAAUAUGUCCUUGACAUGCUUCGGGACCAACUGAACCGUCGACAGCCUAUGGACAAUGUCUCCCGAAAUCUCCUGCGGCUCCUAACUGCAACCUGUGGCUAUAAGGAAGUGCGGCUGAUGGCUGUACAGAGGCUGGAGAUGUGGCUCCAGAACCCUAAGUUGACCAGGCCAGCCCAAGACCUGUUGAUGUCUGUCUGCAUGAACUGUGGCACACAUGGUUCAGAGGACAUGGAGGUCAUUUCCAGCCUCAUCAAAAUCCGGCUCAAGCCCAAAGUCCUCCUCAACCACUACAUGCUCUGUGUCAGGGAACUGCUAAAUGCCCACAGGGAUAAUCUGGGCACUACAGUCAAGUUUGUGAUUUUCAAUGAACUCUCAAAUGCAAGAAACCCAAACAACAUGCAGAUCCUAUACACUGUGCUGCAGCAUAGCUCAGAGCUGGCCCCAAAGUUCCUAGCAAUGGUGUUCCAGGACCUGUUGACUAAUAAAGAUGAUUACUUGAGGGCUUCUCGGGCCCUACUUCGAGAGAUAAUCAAACAGACUAAGCAUGAGAUUAAUUUCCAGGCAUUUUGCCUUGGGCUCAUGCAGGAACGAAAGGAACCACAAUAUCUAGAAAUGGAAUUCAAGGAGCGCUUUGUGAUCCACAUAACUGACUUACUGGCUGUAUCCAUGAUGUUGGGCAUAACGGCCCAAGUAAAGGAGGCUGGGAUUGCAUGGGAUAAAGGAGAAAAGAAGAAUCUAGAAGUGCUGCGAUCAUUCCAGAACCAGAUAGCUGCAAUUCAGCGUGAUGCUGUCUGGUGGCUCCACACCGUUGUCCCUUCUAUCAGCAAACUGGCGCCCAAAGACUAUGUUCAUUGCCUCCACAAAGUGCUCUUUACAGAACAGCCAGAAACCUACUACAAAUGGGAUAAUUGGCCCCCAGAAAGUGACCGCAAUUUCUUUCUCCGCCUCUGUUCAGAGGUUCCCAUCUUGGAGGACACAUUGAUGCGUAUCCUGGUGAUUGGGCUGUCCAGAGAGCUCCCUCUGGGUCCUGCUGAUGCCAUGGAGCUUGCUGACCACUUGGUGAAGCGAGCUGCAGCUGUGCAGGCAGACGAUGUGGAAGUCCUAAGGGUAGAGAGAAUCCAGCUGAUUGAUGCUGUUUUGAACCUAUGUACCUACCAUCAUCCAGAAAAUAUCCAGCUCCCUCCCGGAUACAAGCCCCCAAAUCUUGCUAUUUCAACCCUUUACUGGAAGGCAUGGCCCCUCUUGCUGGUGGUAGCUGCAUUUAAUCCUGAAAAUAUCGGCUUGGCAGCCUGGGAAGAGUACCCUACGCUGAAGAUGCUCAUGGAAAUGGUGAUGACAAAUAAUUACUCGUAUCCUCCUUGCACCCUGACGGAUGAGGAGACCCGGACUGAGAUGAUUAAUCGAGAGCUCCAGAUUUCCCAGCGGGAGAAGCAGGAAAUCCUGGCAUUCGAGGGACAUCUAGCAGCUGCAUCCACCAAGCAAACAAUCACUGAGAGCAGCAGCCUCCUCUUGUCUCAGCUUACCAGCUUGGAUCCCCAGGGCUCCCCACGAAGACCUCCACCUCACAUCUUGGAGCAAGUGAAAGGACUUAAUCAGUCCCUCCGCCUUGGUCACCUCCUAUGUAGGAGCCGAAACCCAGACUUUCUCCUUGACAUCAUUCAAAGACAGGCCUCCUCCCAAUCCAUGCCCUGGCUAGCAGACCUGGUUCAGUCGAGUGAGGGCUCUUUGGAUGUGCUGCCGGUACAGUGUCUGUGUGAGUUCCUGCUUCAUGAUGCUGCUGAUGAUGCCACCUCAGGGGAGGAAGAGGAGGAGGGAGAGAGCAAAGAGCAGAGGGCCAAGAAACGCCAGGUCAGUGCUCCCUCAGGCAGGAGCUCAGCUCUGAACCGAGCCUCUCCACUUCAGUCUCAUCAGAAGCAACCUCUCCUGUCUCUGCAGAGGCAGCAGAAGCAGCGACAGCUGCUUGGCCGCCUGCAGGACUUGCUGCUAGGCCCCAAGGCUGAUGAGCAGACCACCUGUGAGGUGCUGGACUACUUCCUGCGGCGCCUUAGUUCCUCUCAAGUGGCCUCCAGGGUAUUAGCCAUGAAGGGAUUGUCCUUGGUGUUGUCAGAAGGUGGGCUUCGUGAUGGAGAGGAGAAAGACCAUCCCAUGGAAGAAGACUCGGGUGACUCAGAAAUGCUUCAGGGAUACCAGUGGCUAUUGAGAGAUCUGCCACGAUUACCGCUGUUUGAUAGUGUCAGAAACACAACCGCUCUGGCCCUGCAGCAGGCUAUCCACAUGGAAACGGACCCUCAGACUAUUAGCGCCUACCUCGUGUAUCUCUCUCAGCAUGCCCCAGUGGAGGAGCAGGGACAACACAACGAUCUUGCUUUGGAUGUGGCCCGGCUAAUUGUUGAGCGCUCCACCAUCAUGUCCCACCUCUUUUCAAAACUUUCCUAUAGCGCGGAAUCUGAUGCAGUACUUGUGGCACUGCUCUCUAUCUUCUCACGCUACGUGAGGCGGAUGCGCAAGAGCAAAGAAGGGGAGGAGGUUUAUAGCUGGUCAGAGUCCCAGGACCAGGUGUUUCUUCGAUGGACCAGUGGAGAAACAGCCACUAUGCAUAUACUUGUAGUCCAUGCCAUGGUCAUUCUUCUCACAUUGGGGCCUCCACAAGCCGGAGAUGGUGAGUUCCAUGCUUUACUGGACAUCUGGUUCCCAGAGAAGAAGCCCUUGCCAACUGCUUUCCUCGUGGAUACGUCUGAGGAAGCCCUGCUGCUUCCUGACUGGCUGAAGCUUCGCAUGAUCCGCUCAGAGGUACCUCGGCUGGUGGAUGCUGCAUUGCAGGACCUGGAGCCUCAGCAGCUGCUUCUCUUUGUUCAAUCUUUUGGAAUUCCUGUCUCCAGCAUGAGUAAACUUCUGCAGUACUUGGACCAGGCUGUGUCCCAUGAUCCCCAGACCCUGGAGCAAAACAUCAUGGACAAGAAUUAUAUGGCUCAUCUGGUGGAAGUUCAGCAUGAAAGAGGAGCCACAGGCGGCCAGACUUUCCACUCGCUGCUCACUGCCUCUCUGCCCCCUCGGCGAGAUAGUACAGAUGCACCUAAACCAAAAACCAGUCCAGAGCAUUCACAGAGCCAGGGAAGGAUUCGAGCCAUCACUCAGAUCCGGGUCCUGGGACCAGAGGAUGACUUGGCCAGCAUGUUCCUUCAGCUCUUUACACUGAGCCCUGAUCCUCGAUGGCAGAAUUCAAACCCCCGCCCUAUUUCCUUGGCCCUCCAGCAAGCCUUGGGGCAAGAAUUGGCAAAGGUCCGUCAGGGAAACCCUCAAGUGACAAGUAUAGCGGUGCGCCUCUUGCAGGCUGUGUCAGCCCUGUUGAAUUCCCCGCACAGCGGGUCCUUGGUGAUAGCAAUGCAUCGGAACCAUUUCAUCUCCUGCCCCUUGAUGCGGCAACUGUACCAAUACCAGCGUUGUGUUCCACAGGACACGGCCUUCUCUUCAUUGUUCUUCAAAGUCCUCAUGCAGAUGCUACAGUGGCUGGAAAACCCUGCCGUGGAAGACGGCCCUCUCCAGGCCCAGCUUAAAUUGUUUGCAGCCCAGUACUCUUCACGACACAGGAUCAGUGAUGUACGAGGUGGAUUCUUGCACCUGGCUGAAACACUGGCUUUCCGCCGAGAUUCUGAGGUGGUAGGCUCCACAGUGUGUGCCAUCAUCGCCACCCUGAAGUCAGGGGAGAAAUGCAGCGUGGAACCUGAACUUGUUGGCAAAGUCCUUCAAGGUCUGAUUGAGGUGAGAUCUCCUUACCUCGAGGAGCUCCUGGCUAUCCUCUUCUCAUCUACCCCAGAAACUGCCUCCAAGUUUCCUUCUACUAAGCCAGUUGCUGUUGUAAGUUCCUUGCUGCUUCAGGAAAGAGAGGAGACUUCAGGGAAAAAGGAAUUGGACAGCUGUAGUGGCACUGAAACUACCUGGCCUGGUCCCUCCUCAGGACUUCUGAUUGACUGGCUUGAAAUGCUGGAUCCUGAAGUGAUCAGCAGCUGUCCUGAUCUCCAGCAGAGGCUUCUUUUCUCUUGGAAUAAGUCUAAAAGUCAUUCUGGCUCUCAGGUGCUGUCUUUCCGCCCAUACCUCUUGGCUCUCCUUACACACCAGUCUAAUUGGAGUACUCUUCAUCAGUGCAUCCACAUUCUGCUUUGCAAAAACCGGGAGCAAAGGUUUGACCCAUCUGCUGCUUUGGAUUUCCUGUGGGCUUGUAUUCAUGUUCCUCGAAUCUGGCAGGGAAGGGACCAGCGGACUCCUCAGAAACGACGAGAAGAGUUUGUGCUUCAGGUCCAGGCUCCAGAACUGAUAAGUUUGGUGGAACUCAUCUUAGCUGAGUCAGAAACCAGAAGCCAGAGUACUGAAGAUGCUUCAUGUAACCUUAUCCAGUCACGCUUGCCCCUGUUGCUUAGCUGUUGCCAUGGAGAUGUUGAGAGCAUCAAAAAAAUAACAGAGUACCUGACAGGCAGCAUCCAGCAAUGGGGAGACAGCUUGUUAGGAAAACGCUGCCAAGACCUUCUCCUCCAGCUCUAUCUGCAGCUGCCAGAGCUCCUGGUGCCCAUGCCUGAGAUGCUGUUGAACAGUGAGGGGGCAACCAGUAGCAGCACCUGCAAGCUCGAUGCUCUGGUUCACCGAUUCAUCCUCCUCCUCGCAGACACCAGCGACUCCAGAUCCUCUGAGGGCCGGGUAGCAGAUGCCAACAUGGCAUGUCGGAAGUUGGCUGUGGCACACCCUAUCCUGCUGCUGAGGCAUCUGGCCAUGAUUGCUGCCCUGCUUCAUGGGCGAACCCACCUCAACUUCCAGGAGUUUCGUCAGCAGAAUCACCUGACGUUCUUCAUUCAUGUCCUGGGGAUCAUAGAGCUGCUGCAGCCACAGGUGUUUCAAGAUGAACACCAGAGGGCGCUUUGGGACUGUCUUCUCUCCUUCAUCAGAUUGCUUCUGAAUUAUAGGAAAUCCUCCCGUCACCUCGCUGCCUUCAUCAGCAAGUUCGUCCAACUUAUUCACAAGUAUAUCACAUGCAAUGCACCGGCUGCAAUCUCCUUCCUGCAGAAGCAUUCUGACUCACUCCAUGACUUAUCUUCAGACAAUGGUGACCUGGUGAUGCUGAAGUCUCUCUUAGCGGGGCUAAGUCUUCCCAGCAAGAAUAGUGUUUCUGACCAUGGCUCAGAUGAAGAAAGGGAUGAUGACACUUCUGCUGGCUCCCUGCCUCUAGUCAGUGUCUCUCUCUUCACUCCUCUGACAGCAGCUGAAAUGACCCCCUAUAUGAAGAGAUUGUCCAGGGGCCAAACUGUAGAGGAUAUCUUGGAAGUUCUGAGUGACAUAGAUGAGAUGUCCCGGCGGAGGCCAGAAAUCUUGUCCUUCUUUUCUACCAACCUGCAGAGGCUGAUGAGUGCUUCUGAAGAGUCCUGUCGGAACCUGGCCUUCAACCUUGCCCUGCGCUCAAUACAGAACAACCCUAGCAUUGCUGCUGACUUUCUGCCCACAUUCAUGUACUGCCUUGGAAGUCGGGACUUUGAGGUGAUGCAGACAGCACUGAAGAACCUGCCUGAAUAUACCCUCCUGUGCCAAGAGCAUGCAGCCGUGCUGCUGCACCGAGCCUUUUUGGUUGGUAUGUAUGGACAAAUUGACACCAGUCCCCAGAUUUCUGAAGCUUUGAAGAUUCUGCACAUGGAGGCUGUAAUGUGAUUGGUCAGGGGCAGGACCUUUGGUUGAUUUAAAGACACAGAACUGUGUCUCAAGGAGUCAAAGCUCAAGAGGUUCAAGGUCUAUUUGUGGUCUCAUUAGGGGGAAGUGCACAAAGUGCCAUGUAAGGGUGGGAAAAGGGAAGGGAAGGAUACUCAUUCCAAGUGCUUCGCACUAGGGACCAUCAAGGCUUUUAAGCAGUGAAGAGGGACCACCUAUCGUUCUUUACCCUGGUCCCAUCGGUUGGGUAACUAGGGCAUUGACUUCUUUGCCAAUUGCUGAACAUGGAGAGCAUGUUUGCCAUCCCAUCGUCCCAUCGGACUGGAGUGCUGCCUAGACGCUGUAGAUGUCACAGCCACAAGAGAAGCCAGUUUCUGAGUUGGCACCAAAAGGGACAUAGGGUUGGGGUGGGUGGUUUUUUAUUACAACUUUCUAAAUUAAAUCUAAUGCCUCAUGUA